ACCGUCGUCUUCAACAAGUUCAGCGGCGCUGUGCUUUUUGAGGACCGCGGGGCUCCGGAGCGGGAGCGGGGCGGCAGGCCCUACAGCGGCGUCCUGGACAGUACGCACGCUCGCCCCGAGGUGGGCAUUACGGACGGCGCGCCCCUCAAGGACAACCUGGGCCUGAGACACCGGAGGACCGGGGCCCGGCAGAAUGGCGGGAAGGUGAGGCACAAGCGGCAGGCCCUGCGGGACAUGGCGCGGCCCCUCAAGCAGUGGCUGUACAAGCACCGCGACAGUCCGUACCCCACCAAGACGGAGAAGAUUCUCCUGGCGCUCGGCUCGCAGAUGACGCUAGUGCAGGUGUCAAAUUGGUUUGCUAAUGCAAGACGUCGGCUUAAGAAUACUGUUCGACAGCCAGAUUUAAGCUGGGCCUUAAGAAUAAAGUUGUACAAUAAGUAUGUUCAAGGAAACGCUGAGCAGCUGAGUGUAAGCAGUGAUGACUCAAGUUCUGAAGAUGGAGAAAAUCCUCCACGAAACCACAUGAAUGAAGAAGGCUAUAAUAAUCCAGUUCACCAUCCUGUGAUUAAAAGUGAGAGCUCAGUCAUAAAAGCUGGAGUGAGGCCAGAGUCACGGGCCAAUGAGGACUACGUAUCGCCCGCAAAAUACAAGAGCAGCUUGUUGAAUCGUUACCUUAACGACUCUUUGAGACACGUCAUGGUCACAGAUGCUGCCAUGAUGGGAAAGACAAGGCAGAGAAACCAUUCAGGAUCUUUUAGUUCCAAUGAAUUUGAGGAGGAAUUGGUAUCUCCCUCAUCGUCAGAAACCGAAGGCAAUUUCGUCUAUCGCACAGUCAUUGUGCAUCUGUCUCUACCAACCACAGGCCCUUUGCGCUUCCUGCUGCCCCAGCAUGGAACACCCUUUACGUGGCUCUAUAAUCUGCUGCUCAUCCUUUAG
Balaenoptera ricei (Rice's whale) is the source of this 936-nucleotide messenger RNA. RefSeq names its product homeobox protein Mohawk-like. The transcript is spliced from 2 exons. Gene Ontology annotation, molecular function: DNA-binding transcription factor activity, RNA polymerase II-specific; RNA polymerase II cis-regulatory region sequence-specific DNA binding. NCBI's taxonomy places the organism in Eukaryota, Metazoa, Chordata, Mammalia, Artiodactyla, Balaenopteridae. The record is from RefSeq and is a predicted model, not a curated record. The annotation marks the transcript as partial. Gene Ontology annotation, biological process: regulation of transcription by RNA polymerase II; muscle organ development; cell development. Gene Ontology annotation, cellular component: nucleus.